Molecule: messenger RNA, 403 nt
Organism: Vitrella brassicaformis
Lineage: Eukaryota; Vitrellaceae
Source: the annotation of a GenBank genome assembly
AUGUGGAUCGUACAUGAGCCAGCGGCCCUCCUGAGAGAGACACCAUCAACCAUAUCCCACAGCUGCACGGCAUGGUCCCACCCGCCGCUCACUAUUAUGGGCUCGGUGGGGUGGAGACGGAUGGAAAACACCCCAUUGGAAUGGCCGGGGUACAUACUAGACCCGGUGCCUGUGCGUGCGGGGGCAAGCAGCAAGCACUGCUACAUACGUGCAUGCAUAUCACGUGUGUUGCCAUUGAAUUUCGCCUCUGAGCGUGACAUUGACGUCUUGGCCACACGGAAGGGAGAAAAAGUGCUGGAGCUGUCUGUCAAAGCCGGUACAGGUCCUUGGGAAUUUAUGUCAUGCACAUCCAUAUCCUUAAACCCAUUUAGGUAUGGCGUAUCGUGCGUCAAAAUACCCUUAG